Messenger RNA from Coregonus clupeaformis (lake whitefish), 744 nucleotides. It is a transcript of the gene lamtor3, whose product is annotated as late endosomal/lysosomal adaptor, MAPK and MTOR activator 3. NCBI's taxonomy places the organism in Eukaryota, Metazoa, Chordata, Actinopteri, Salmoniformes, Salmonidae. Gene Ontology annotation, biological process: positive regulation of TOR signaling; cellular response to amino acid stimulus. The record is from RefSeq and is a predicted model, not a curated record. The transcript has 7 exons. The coding region runs from base 125 to 499 and encodes 124 amino acids. Gene Ontology annotation, cellular component: Ragulator complex.
GCUCUGAUCAAGUCAGUCAUGUGAUUUCUUUGUACUGAAGCUGAGUCAGAAAAGCAUCGACGAUUUUGUUCCAAUUAAAGCAAGAAAAUAAGUAAUUGACGGGGGAAUAAAAUACAUUUCCACCAUGGCGGAUGACUUGAAGAGAUACUUGUACAAACAACUACCAAGUGUUGAAGGUCUUCAUGCAAUCGUAGUGACAGACAGGGAUGGUGUCCCAGUUAUCAAAGUGGCGAAUGAUAACGCACCAGAAUAUGCACUACGGCCAGGCUUCCUCUCCACCUUUGCAUUGGCCACCGACCAGGGCAGUAAGCUAGGGCUCUCCAAAAACAAGAGCAUCAUCUGCUACUAUAACACAUACCAGAUUGUGCAGUUUAACCGAUUACCAUUGGUGAUCAGUUUCAUUGCAAGCAGUACUGCCAACACAGGUUUGAUCAUCAGUCUGGAGAAAGAGCUCGUACCACUAAUCGAAGAGCUACGGCAGGUAGUGGAGGUUGCAUAGGAGUAUCACCUUGACAACAAAAGGACUGUUCUGUGGCAGAAUCACAAGAUUGUGAUCAGAUCAUGAAAAAGGAAACUGACAUCUUUUUAAUAUCUCUAUCACACACACAGAUGUCAGUCUUGCCGCAACAGAGCCAUGUUGUUUGAUAGUGUCUUGAUGCUGUACUGUUUGUCCUUCAUGUUCUAAUACUUGAAUGUAACCCCUUCCUUACUUGUGUUUUUUGUAAUUAAACUGUGUGACUCUUA